AUGAAUAGUUGCUUUCAUUUCCUCGAAAGCACCGAGAAUCUGAUCGAUGCUUAUCCAUACUACGUUGUGUUUUGGUUUAUUUUUACCACCAUGUCUUUCUUUCUAACAAUUAUUGGCAAUUCUAUCGUCAUUUACGCCUUUUGGACUGCCCCGAGCAUAGCUCCUCCCUCAAGAGUUUUCUUUAUCAAUUUGGCUGUGUCCGAUUUGCUGGUUGGUUUGGUCGUCCUGCCCCUCUCUGCAGUCUAUAGGGCAAGAAUUUUUAUCAGAUUAAACAGUCAGAGUAAUGAUUAUGAUAGUAGCCUGGAGUGCGACAUCACCAAGACAGUGGGGUUCUUCGCUCUUUUUCUCUCUGGGGUAUCCCUCAACUCUAUCGCAGUCAUAGCUGUGGAUAGAUGUCUUGGGCUGUCACUUCAUCUACGAUAUCACGAGUUGGUAACCGCAGUGAGAGCACUCAUCGUAGUAGCAACUGUCUGGAUUUGGUCUUUUUCUAUGGCUCUGACAUCAAUGGUUUUUUCUUUAAAGGAUAUUGUUAACUCUUCUUUCAUAUUAUUUAAAAUUGUAAUUACUACAUGCGCUUAUAUUAAGAUCUACAAAAUAGCGCGUCAUCAUCAGAAUCAAAUCUUCGACGAGGCUGAAAUUGAAAAUCAAAAUAACCAAUUGGUACGAUUUGUGCGCGCGAGUAAGCUGGCGUUUAAUUCCCUGUAUAUAUUCGUAAUAAUGCUUAUCUGUUACGCUCCCUAUGGCAUCAUCUCUCCUUUUUUCCGUAAGUCACCUAACCCCAGUCCAUCAUUAGCCUUGGGCAUGAGUGUAUCAAUUUCUAUAAGUCUGUGUAAUUCCUGCAUAAAUCCAUUGGUGUAUUGCUGGAAAAUUCGUGCAGUUCGCGUGAGAGCCAUCAACCUUCUGACGCGUGUACUUCCAGGAUGGAAUACUUGA
Messenger RNA from Pocillopora damicornis (cauliflower coral), 933 nucleotides. RefSeq names its product adenosine receptor A2a-like. The record is from RefSeq and is a predicted model, not a curated record. Lineage: Eukaryota; Metazoa; Cnidaria; Anthozoa; Scleractinia; Pocilloporidae.